This is a messenger RNA of Scatophagus argus, 3927 nucleotides long. It is a transcript of the gene slc19a2, whose product is annotated as solute carrier family 19 member 2. Gene Ontology annotation, biological process: vitamin transport; transmembrane transport. NCBI's taxonomy places the organism in Eukaryota, Metazoa, Chordata, Actinopteri, Scatophagidae. Gene Ontology annotation, cellular component: plasma membrane. The record is from RefSeq and is a predicted model, not a curated record. Gene Ontology annotation, molecular function: vitamin transmembrane transporter activity. Bases 264 to 1685 code for a protein of 473 amino acids. The transcript has 6 exons.
GUGCCAAUCAAGAAAACCACACAAAGCGAAAUUGGAUGCCUCACGUGAAAAUAUCAGACAAACGUAUUGUCUUUUACUUUAUGGGAGAACCUUGUCAAGUAGCCUGCUCAUGGCACGUUUCCCCUCACUCAACAGCAUGUUAGACCAGCUGGUGGCGACAGUGUGCCGAAAGAGCGGACAUUUAACACCAGAGAAGAAGUCGAAUUACGUUAGAGCAUUCAUGGACUGCAAGCGAUGUGUGGAGGUCGUGUUUAGAGUUCACCAUGCAUGAGGUCUACCCGACUCUUCUGUUAUGUGUGUAUGGCUUCUUUUCCAACCUCCGGCCGUCGGAGCCUUUCCUCACCGCUUAUCUGAUGGGACCGGACAAGAACCUGACAGAGACUCAGGUUGUCAAUGAAAUCUAUCCAGUAUGGACGUAUUCCUACCUGGUGUUGCUGUUCCCCAUCUUCCUGGCCACAGACUACCUUUGUUAUAAGCCUGUAUUGAUCCUACAGGCCACUGGCUUAGUAGUUACCUAUGUUCUGCUGCUGAAGGUCCAGGGCCUUCUGGCCAUGCAACUCCUGGAGUUUUUCUUUGGGUUGGCCACAGCCUCAGAAGUGGCGUACUACUCCUACAUCUACAGCGUGGUGGAGCCAGCACACUACCAGAGAGUGACUGGUUACUGCCGCAGCGUUACUCUGUUCGGAUCAGCUGCUGGAUCUCUGACCGGUCAACUCCUGCUCUCUGUGGCCAAAGUUCAGCUGCUCCACCUUGUCAUCAUCACUCUAACUUCCGCUGCCGUGGCCUUCGUCGCACCCUGGUUUCUACCCAUGCCCAAGAGAAGCAUGUUCUUCCACAAGAGUCCAGUAGCGGCGCAGGAGAGGCCGCCGAGCACCAGCACAGCCUUGCUGGAUAAGGCUGAGGAUGCAGACAUCAAAUUGCCUCUGAAAUCCCACAACGCCUCCAUGGUAUCGGAGUCCUCUGAGGCCGGAAGUCAUAGCAGUGGUUUUGUGGAUGUGUUGCUGAUGUUGUUUAAGGACCUCCUGCAGUGCUACAGAUGUCGCCCUCUGCUGGCCUGGUCGAUAUGGUGGGCUCUAGCCACCUGCGGCUACUUUCAGGUCAUCAACUACGUUCAACCACUGUGGGAGAAAGUUCGUCCAUCACAUGACUAUGAAAUCUACAAUGGCUAUGUAGAAACGCUGUCCACACUGCUAGGGGCUCUGGCAGCUCUGCUUGUGUCCUACCUUCCUGUGUGCUGGACACUGUGGGGGGAGCUGGCUCUGUGUGUCCUGUCCCUGCUGAUGGCCGUGUGUGUGUUCGUCAUGGACACGGUGAAGAAUAUCUGGCUGUGUUACAGCUCAUACGUCCUCUUCAGAGCCACGUACAUGCUGCUUAUUACUGUGGCCUCAUAUCAGAUUGCGGCCAGUCUCAGCAUGCAGCGCUACGCCCUGGUGUUUGGGAUGAACACCUUCAUGGCUCUGCUGUUGCAGUCUCUGCUCACUGUGGUGGUGGUGGAUACAGCUGGCCUCAGCCUUGAUGUUUUCACUCAGUUCUUCGUCUAUGGUGGCUACUUUGCGGUCAUCUGUCUGGUCUUCUUCAUCGCUGGGGUUUGUAAACUGGCCACCAGGAGGCGCUCCGAGCCGGCGGUCCUGGCCAACAGUUUGGCAGUAACCGAGUCACUUAGUGCCACCAGCUCCUGCUCAUAGCACAUAAUGACAGGCGUUCAUUUCCUUCUCACGUAAUAAAGCUGCAAAGGUGAAUGAGCACAGGGACUCUCUACAAGGUGAGCUUCAACCUCAAAGUUUCUCUGUUGUGUUAAAGUAAAGACACGGUAGAAUGUAGAGGCUAAAUCAAGAAGAAGAAGAAUGGCUUUAUUGGCAGUAAUAUAUAUUUUUACAUACACACACUGAAUUUGUCUUCUGCAUUUGACCCAUCCUUGGUUGAACACACACAUGCAACACCCGGCAAAUUACAUGCAGUGAAACACACACAGGAGCAGUGGGGAGCAAAUUGGGGGGUUAAGUGCCUUGCUCAAAGGCACAUCAGCUGGUUAAUGAAGGGGGAGGAGCAUUUGUCGCAUUAAUCACUCCAUCACUAUCAAAUUUUUCCUGCCCGUCCGGUGGGAGGAAUCGAACCAGCGACCUUCCCAUCACAUGCCGCUUCUCCAACCUCUAGGCCACGGCUGCCCCCAAAAUGGAAAUAAAUCUAUACUUAAUGAAACAUUUGAGGGUUUGUUAAUCCAUUUUGGUCAGAAGAACUCCAGAACAAGCUGACAGAUACACCCAGACAUCACUAUAUUGUUGUUAGACUUGCACAAAGUGUAUUUUUCAAAAUUUGCUGGACUGGCAGUGUACAACGUACAGCUGUCUGCUGCUACUGGUAACUUGUUUUGUGAUUUUUUUUAAAACAUCUGAUGAGGCCGCUGAGACUAAAUCACGCAUAAAAUGUGCAAUAUAACCAAAACAAUGAGUGAAUAGAGCUUUUAAAUUUGCACGGAGCUGCAGAGUUGGGGCGAUUAUUCUUCACAAUACGAGGAAGUCGCUUUUAAGUUGAAGUCUUUUCAUUCAGUGUGAACACAAAAGAUCAAUGCAGCUUUAAAAGACCACACCUCGCUUGUGUAGAUUUCACGCAACUUUCCGAGUGUGCAGCACUUCAUUUCUGUUUCAAAGCUUAUUGAAGCUGAUGCCUUAGACUUGAUGUAAGUCAUUCUUCACUGUAUAAAACAGUAGGAAUGUUACCUUAUUAGCACAGCUACUCCCGUGUAACAUUUGACACCAGCCAAAAAGAUAUGUUUGUAUUUUUAUAUUUAUUGUUUCCUCCCGAUUGAAUAAAUCGUGUGUUGCUCACUCAUUGAUAAGUAUUACUACUGGAGUAUUGAUAUCAGGUUAAUCAGUAUCUAAACACAAUGUUGUUGAAGCUUGAGAUGUUACAUUGUUGACUUGCAUCAUAUUUUUAGGCUGCUUACAAGAUGUUCACUACUGCUAAAUGGUCCGCUGGUGGAUUUGUGUGCCUUAAAAGGUCGAAAAAUACUCGGAGCUGCUUCUUCCUUUUAAAGAAUGAAGUCCUGAACUUAUUCAGGAAUAGGUUUCUUUGUUUUCAGCAAAUCCCAAGGAGAAGACCGUCAGUCUUUUAGGCCGUCUCACAAUACUUUCUCGUCUUCCUGCCCUGUCUGUGGCUCUCAGCUCCAAUCCCAUUGGAUCCAACUGAUCUAAAUCUGUCUCUGAACAGCUCACAAAUACAUAGGCUUCUGUGUUUUGCUAAAAUAUAUAUUUUCUAAAACAACUGGAUUUUUAUUUUUUAAACAAAUGUUACUCAAACAGGAGGAAAAAGUGUGUUUAUUGGGGACUGUUUUCAGAGGCAGAUUAAUCCAGAUGAUCCACACUUAAUGCUUCAGUGAGUGUGUGUGUGUGUUUGAGAUUGAGUCAAAAAUAAACUCAAGUGUGUGUGUGUUCAUGGCAGUGAAGAAACAUGCCACCCAGUGAGACAGUGUGACUCAUUAAAUAGUUUUUGGACAACAAAAGGUGGUUUGGGGCAAGACUAAACCCAAAAUUGUUGAAUGGCAAAAAUGCACUUGGGGAAAUAAAGCACUAUAUAAAUUUACAAUUUUUUUUUUUAUUUUUUUAAAAAGAAUUCCUGUUUCUUUUCUGAUGACCAAAUGUUAGCCACUGCUUUGGGUGGGGGUGGGGGGUGGACUCAUUUCUGACUCAUUUGAGUUAUGGUUAUGUAUUGUAUGAAGCUUGGUGUUAAUCUGAAUUUUUGUUAAAUUCUUGGCACUGUUUUUUUUUUUUUAUACUUGAUCUUGUGUUUAUUUCUGUUUGUGCAGUUUGGCACCUGCCAAAAAAAAUGUAAAGGUGUGUUUUGAUAGUACUGUAAUUUAAACUGUGACCCACACACACACUUUAAAAACACUCAGAACACAAUAAACAGAACUAUUAGGCAAAAAAAAAA